Messenger RNA from Entrophospora sp. SA101, 891 nucleotides. The record is from the annotation of a GenBank genome assembly. NCBI's taxonomy places the organism in Eukaryota, Fungi, Glomeromycota, Glomeromycetes, Entrophosporales, Entrophosporaceae.
AUGUCGUAUCCAGAUAAUAACCAAGACAACUUUUAUGAAAAUUUGAUGAAUCCACAAAUUGAUACUGUUAAUGUCACUACCUCUAACAUUUCUACUCUAUCAUCAUCGUCACCAUCUAUUAUUAGUAAUCCUAGUAAUAUUACAAUUUCUGGAAAUAAUUAUCCAUCAAUUGUUCCAAUAAACUUUGAUACGUCAAUAUUUACUAUUAGCGAAGAUAAUAAUAAUAUAUCUAAUACACCAUUAUCCAUGAAUCCAUUAUCUAAUUUAGGUGGGUUUAUUGGUGGUGGAUUAGUUUCUAUGAACUCUGAAAGUGAUUCGGGUACUACAAUUCCUCCACCUUCUUUGUCAGGUGUCACUAGCAAUUUCCCUGGUUUAUAUUCUAGCACAGGAUUCGAUCUGCUUGGUGUUUUGUAUAUAGGUGUCACUAGCAAUUUCCCUGGUUUAUAUUCUAGCACAGGAUUCGAUCUGCUUGGUGUUUUGGCUCGUGUCGUCUCAAGAAAGGAUCCACGAAUAAAUAUUGGGCCUGUUGAUAUGAGCUGUUCAUUUUUAGUAGUGGACGCUCGCAAAUUUGAUUUUCCAAUCGUUUAUGCAAGUUUUACAUUCGAAAAAUUAACUGGUUACUCAAAUGCGGAAAUCGUUGGAAGAAAUUGCCGGUUCUUACAAUCUCCCGAUGGUCGUGUUCAACUUGGAUCUAGACGUCGUUACACCGAUAAUAGUGCUGUAUAUCAUAUUAAAAGCCAUAUGGUAGUCGGUCAAGAAUGUCAAGCCUCGAUAAUUAAUUAUAGAAAAGGAGGACAACCAUUCAUCAAUUUGGUGACAGUGAUUCCCAUUGGUUGGGAAUCUGAUGAGAUCGCUUAUUUUGUUGGCUUUCAAGUGGUAUGUGAAAUUUGA